Messenger RNA from Phyllotreta striolata, 4173 nucleotides. NCBI's taxonomy places the organism in Eukaryota, Metazoa, Arthropoda, Insecta, Coleoptera, Chrysomelidae. The record is from the annotation of a GenBank genome assembly.
AUCUUUAUUCUCACCUCGAAAAAAACGGAGUUAUCCCACAAAAAGAGACGUUAUAGAUGUAGUUGAGACAUCGACGGGUUAAGAGUUUCAAUUGAUAAAGAUGGAUCAGGGUGAUGCUGUGAAAAGGCCGCCUCAUCCAAGAGAAAAAGCGAAUCCGGUCUCUGUUCUUACAUUUUUCUAUACGCGAAAACUAUUCCACCGAGGAUUCAAAAAGGACCUGGAAGACGAUGAUUUGUACGACGUGGUAAAGUCCUGCCGCUCUAAAAAAUGCACCGAUAAAUUAGAGCACGCUUAUCAGGCUGAGCAGAAGAAAAAAAAUCCCUCUCUCCUGAGAGUCUUGUGGAAUUGCUACGGCCUCACCUACAUGAUCUUAGGCAUUUUGAGUCUCAGCUUUAAGCUGCUAUCUAGCACUUUAGAUCCCGAUGCGAUAGCGAAUCUGGUAGCUUAUUUCAAACCGGGUCAAACGAAAUUGAGUUUCAACGAUGCUUUAUACUACGCCGGUGUUUUAAUUAGUUUGAAGGUGAUUGAAAAUUUGUAUUCGCCAAAUUACCAUUUGUAUUUGUACCAAUUAUCCCUACAAAUUAGGGCGUCGUUCAGCUCGUUGAUAUACAGAAAAUCUUUGAAAUUAAGUCCCAAAUCUUUAGAAAAAACAAGCGUUGGUAAUAUUGUAACGAUUAUCAGCAAAGAUGUAUCCAUGUUCGAAGGAGCCAUUCAUCUUUUCAAUAAUUUAUGGAUCGGUGUGAUACAAAUUUUCUACAUUUGCUAUCUCAUUUACGCCAGAGUCGGAGCUUCUUCCACUUUAGGUGUGCUAAUUUUAGCGUCGUCUAUUCCAAUCCAAUUUUUGGUCUCGAAGUUAAUAGGGAAAUUACGAACGAAAAUCAACAAGAGAACGGACGUUCGACUGCAGGAAAGCCAGGAGGCUCUAUCGACCAUUAAAAUAAUAAAAAUGUACACUUGGGAAAAAAUUUUCAUCGACCGAAUCAGCGAAUCGAGGAGGAAAGAAAUAAAAACGAUGUUAAAAAAAUCAGUCACAAGGAUCACUCUGAUCGUAACCAGCGAAUUACUGGGCAACGUCGGCUUCUACGUCAUAGUCAUGCUCUAUAUCUAUUACAACACUAACGCCAAUGCAGAGUCGAUAUUCUACAUCAUGAGAUCCUACUCCACCCUGAGCAUGGUCAUCUCCUUCGUGUUCUCUUUUGGGCUCACCUUCACCGCGGAAUUAUCCGCUUCCCUAGCGAGAAUCAACAACGUCCUCCAAUUAGAAGAACUCCCGGACCACGUGGAAAAAGUAGACGAUAAGCCUCUUAUCGACAUCAGAAACGCCUCGGUCAACCUCAAAGACAACGACAUCUUGAAGUCCGUAUCGCUGAAAUUCGAGGCGGGAUUGAACAUCAUUUCAGGGCAAUUAGGCAGCGGAAAGAGCUCUUUAGUGAAGCUAAUUCUACGGGAUUUCAUCCCCGACGCCGGCGAGGUGAGGUCAAGAGGACGGAUAAGCUACGCUUCGCAGGAUCCCUGGCUGUUUCCCGCCACCAUCAAGCAGAACAUCCUCUUCGGCGAAAAGUACGAGUACACCAGAUACAACAAAGUAGUGGAAGUAUGCGCUCUCGCCUACGACUUCAGCAUACUGGACAAAGGCGACGACACUGUAGUGCUCGACAGAGGGAUGAACCUGAGCAAAGGCCAACAGGCGCGCAUAAACCUAGCCCGAGCCAUCUACAAAGAAAGCGACAUCUAUCUGCUGGACGACGUCCUCACGGCGCUCGACUCCAAAGUGCAAGACCACAUCUUCAGGGAGUGCAUCGAGGAGUUCCUGCAAGGCAAGCUGGUCGUCCUCGUCACGCACAACUCCAAGCACAUCAACAAAUCCGACAAGCUCUUGGUGCUGGACAAAGGCGCCGUCAGCUUCGUCGGCAGCGGCCGGAAUAUAUCCGAAGACAUCCUGCAGGCCAUCGAGGACAUCAAGGACCUGCCGGCGCCCACGCCGCAGCCCGACGACAAGGAGAAACUGUUCGACGAAAGCGCGCCGCUGAUCGAACCGCCCGCCGAGCAAAAGAAGCAGAUCUACCACGAGAAUAAGAAACAGGGCGCGGUUUCCUUGCAGACCUACGCGAACUACAUCAAAUUGGGCGGCGGCGUGUUGAUGGUGAUCGGUAUGGUUUUGUUGUACGCUAGCCACACGUUCGCCGACAGCUCGGCGCAAGUGAUGUUAACGAAUUGGGUGAACUACCAAUCGAAUUUGACGUCGAUAAAAGAGAAGCAAUUCGGCAACACCUCGCUGAACACAGACGAGCUAUUUUCGCUGUAUUUUUUAAACAACUCCAGGAACAUCACGACCAACGAACGAUACGAUAUAAUGGCUUACAUCGAUUCGGUUCAGUCGAGCAUUCCGAACGCUAUGGCAGCCAAUCCCUCUCAAACGAUCCCUCUAAUACCCCCUAAACCUAAACCAACUGCUUACUUUAACAGCACUGGCCACAACCUUAAUUUCUCCAAUCUCACGGCGGAGCAGAAUCAAACGUUAGCGGUGUUCGCGGAGCUGGAAAAUCUGGAACUGAUGGCGUCCAGAUCGUUGAACCUGUAUACGGUGACUUUAAUCGCAGCUAUAGUGGUGGAUUUCGUUAAGAAUUACAUGAUAUACCAUUUCGGAAAUAACGCGUCCCUUAAUCUGCACAAAUCGAUGAUCAAGAGCAUAAUGUACGCGAAGAUGUCGUUUUUCGAUACGUUCCUACUGGGGAACAUCUUGAAUAGAUUUUCCCAGGAUUUGAACGUAGUCGAUGAGUAUUUGUCUCUAAUGUUUGGAUUGCUGAUUAGCGCAUCUUUCGGCGUCUUGGGUAUUAUAGGAAUGAUGGCACACGUAAAUUUAAAAUUCAUCAUCCCGGCAGUGGCUAUUUUAAUAGUGCUGUUGAUUAUGAGAUUUAUUUACAUGCCUACAGCGAGGAGUCUCAAGCGUUUGGAAGCUGCGACCCGAAGCCCUAUAAUCGGCCACCUCAAUUCCUCAAUGGAAGGACUGACUACUGUCAGAGCUUUCAAAGCUCAGGAGAUUCUAAAAAACGAGUUCGACAAGCACCAGGACGUCUACAUAAGUGCUAAAUACACGUCGAUUUGCGCCUCGAACGCCUUCGCGUUCUACAUGGACUUCUCGGCUGUGAUUCUCAAUCUUUUCGUUAUUUGCAGAUUUCUAUUCUUCGACACCGAUACUCAAUCCGGCGACGUGGGAUUGACUUUAACGCAAGUCAGCGCUCUAACGAUGAUCGUUCAGUUCGCUCUGCUGCAAUGGUCGGAAGUGGAGAACAUGAUGACUUCAGUGGAAAGAGUAAUGGAAUACACCGCUGUGGAGCCGGAAAAAUCCGAAGGCACGCGCGCUAAGGACUGGCCGAGCGACGGUGAAGUUAUCUACCACAACGUGUCUUUAACCUACACGAAUUCCACUGACAAAGUUUUGAGCAACAUCAACUUCGCGGUGAAGCCCAAGGAGAAGAUAGGAAUAGUGGGUAGGACGGGCGCCGGGAAAUCCUCGAUCAUAUCGACUUUAUUCAGACUGUACAAUCACGACGGGACGAUCACAAUCGACGGUAUCGAUACGAAAACGCUCGCUUUGGAUCACCUCAGGCAACACAUAUCGAUCAUACCCCAGGACCCCAUCAUGUUCUCGGGAACGGUGAGAACGAACAUCGAUCCUCUGAAGGAGUUCACCGACGAAGAAAUUUGGAAAGUCCUUCACAAAGUUAAUCUCGACAAUAAGGUACCUAAUUUGGACAGUUCGUGCGACGACACGAACUUCAGUUCCGGCGAACGGCAAUUACUCUCCCUUUCGCGGGCGAUCAUCCGGAAAAAUAAAAUCGUCGUGCUGGACGAAGCCACCGCGAACAUGGAUCCGGAAACCGAAGGGAUGGUGCAAAAGGCGAUAGAUUCGAACUUCUCGGAUUGCACCGUGUUUAUCAUAGCGCACAGACUGGACUGCAUCAUAAAUUGCGACAAAGUCAUCGUGCUCGAUAGGGGCGAGAUUAAAGAAUUCGACGAGCCCAGGGCGCUACUCAAAGACGAAAGCAGCCAAUUUUCUAUAAUGAUGAAAGCGUCGAAAUCAUCAUCUUAAAUAUGAUUGUUUAAUAAAACCGUGUUUUUGAUAUCUUCAACUAUCAGUAGCUUUAUUCGAAAUACUUUCAAUAGCGAAUA